UGCAUCAGUAUACGGUUUAAUUGUUUGUCCGCUAUAUGAAACUCUAGGUCCCAACGCUUUGGAAUAUUGCUUAACACAUACCGAAACUUCAAUAGUAAUCGUUUCUAAAUCACUCAUUAAACGUCUGUUAAAUCUUUCCAAAAAGCUUCCAUUUUUAAAGGCUAUAAUAUCACUUGAUUCUUUUGAAAAUUCUGCCUAUAAAUCUCUAUUUCUUGAAGCAUCUCAAAAAAAUAUCUUCCUGUACGAAUUUACACAAAUUGAAAAGUUUGGACGGCAACAUUUUAGAGAACAUAUUCCACCUCAACCCGAUGAUUUAUUUAUAAUCAUGUAUACUUCAGGGACGACUGAUGUACCUAAAGGUGUAAUGAUAAGUCAUGGUAAUUUCGUAGCAACAUUGUGUUUGCCUUUUGACUUUCCUGAAGUAUCUCCAGGUUCUCGAUCAAUCUCUUAUCUGCCUCUGGUUCACAUGUAUGGUCUCAAGUUUGAAUUCUCGUCAAUAAUGCGUGGUAUGUCGAUUGGUUAUUUCAGUGGAGAUCAAAAUCGAUUAUUUGAGGAUGUUCAAGUUUUGCAACCUAUAUCAUUUCCCGGUGUACCUAGAAUAUUUAACAAAUUAUAUAAAAGCAUAAAAGCUGUUACAGUCGAUGCGACUGGUGAAGAGGGUGAAAUAGCAAGACAAUUGUAUCAAAAAAAGUUGGAGCAUUUUAAAAAAACUGGAGAGUUGAAAUACGAAGAAUGGGACAAAUUUGCAGAAAAAAAGAUUGGCAAGAUCCUUGGCGCAAAUAUAAAGCGUUUGUUUUCUUCUUCAGCACCAUUAAGUGAGGACGUUACGGAAUUUUUAAGAAUAGCUCUUGGCGUUAUUUUUGAUAGAGGAUAUGCGCAAACAGAAUCUACAGGAACAGGGACAAGAGUCUUAGUUGGUGACCUUUUAACGUCUCAUGUAGGAGCACCAGCACCAUGUAUUGAGAUCAAACUUGUAGAUGUUCCAUCCUUAGAUUACUACAGCACUGAUAAACCAAAUCCAAGAGGAGAAAUUUGUUUUAGAGGUGCAACAAUUAUGAAAGGUUAUUUCAAAGAUGAAAAAAGGACGAGAGAAGUUAUUGACGAGGAGGGAUGGUUACAUACAGGAGAUGUUGGAGAGUUUGAUGACCGUGGUUGUCUAAAAAUUAUCACUAGAGUUAAACAUAUAUUUAAGCUAGCUCAAGGCGAAUAUAUUGCACCAGAAAAAGUUGAAAAUAUCUAUCUUAAAAACCUUUUAAUAUCUCAAAUCUUUAUUCACGGUGAUGAAUUUCAGUCCUUUUUAGUCGCAAUAAUUAUUCCAAACAAGAUAAAUUUUAUUCCAUGGGCAAACGAGAUUGUUGGAGAUCUGGAUUAUGAAACACUAGCAGGAAAUAAAGUUAUUAUCAAUGAAUUAUUGAAACAUUUAAAUGAACAUGGAAAAAACAAUGGGCUCAAAGGGUUUGAACAAGUUAAAGCGAUACAUUUGGAUACUGUACCGUUCUCUGUUGAAAAUGGACUCUUAACUCAAACGUGA
Cetraspora pellucida is the source of this 1531-nucleotide messenger RNA. The record is from the annotation of a GenBank genome assembly. NCBI's taxonomy places the organism in Eukaryota, Fungi, Glomeromycota, Glomeromycetes, Diversisporales, Gigasporaceae.